AUGGUGCACCCACAAUCUUUAAUUAACCAUGGUUUGAUGCCCCCACUCCCCUUCCUAUUUUUCAUUUUGCACCCAUUGGACAAAAACUCUGGCUUCGCCCCUGGGAUGAAGCAUAACCCGAGGGUUCAUUUAACCGUGAUCAAGCUCUUAUUCAAUCAAGAAAUGGAGUCAGCAAACUGGGAGUACAUUCUUGAUAAUGAAAGCUUAAAGAAUUUCAAGACUACAGAGGAAACAAACAAUGUUGAUUAUACAGAAAGGGUUGUGACUAGUAGUAUUGAGGUGGCAAGCAUCGUCCGAUUGCUCGCCCGAGAGUAUCAUCUUAUGGUUGUCGGGAGAGAUCAAGGAAUGGCAUCACAAAACUUCUCAGGACUAACAGAGUGGGUCGAACUUCCAGAGUUAGGUGUCAUCGGAGAUUUGCUAGCGGCUAAAGAUCUUAGCUCUAACGGCUCUGUUUUAGUACUUCACAACAACGACAGA
Molecule: messenger RNA, 477 nt
Organism: Thlaspi arvense
Lineage: Eukaryota; Viridiplantae; Streptophyta; Magnoliopsida; Brassicales; Brassicaceae
Source: the annotation of a GenBank genome assembly